Molecule: messenger RNA, 2207 nt
Organism: Purpureocillium takamizusanense
Lineage: Eukaryota; Fungi; Ascomycota; Sordariomycetes; Hypocreales; Ophiocordycipitaceae
Exons: 5
Coding region: 301-2046 (581 amino acids)
Source: RefSeq, a predicted model, not a curated record
AUCCACUCCUUAACCGACCCAGCAGCUUAUUGGCAACCGCGUCGCAUCAGGCUGCGCCCCAACGCGGACCGCUCGCAUUUGUGCCUGUACGACCUUGCACUAAAUACGCCUGCUAUUACUGCUAUUACUCGACUGGGGAACUCCGGUGCUCGGCUCUUCCCGAGGGUGAACCUUUACCUAUCGAAUUUUGUCCUCGGCGUCGGCUUGCCGGUGUCACGCUCCUCGCUUGGUCGGCUACACGCCUCCUCCCGAUGCCCCUUGACUUGCUCUCGCAACGUUUCGAAACUCAAACACAGCACGAUGGGCUCUGAAUUUGGCGUCCACGCCGACUCCAAGCCGGAGCCAAACCUCGACUCUGCUGGCAUCUUCUGGGCUACUUGGACAUGCCUCUGGACCGUUAUCCUCGUCAGCGGCAUGGGCUACCUGAUCGCCCGCCGCGAGACGCCCAUCCUGCGUCUGCGCGGCUUGGGCAUCUCGCUCGUCGCCAUCACGCUGCUACAUCUCUACUGGAUCAGCGUUCAGCUGGGCUACAUCCUCGGCCCCAUCACGCCAGGAGACGCCGAGUACUGGAUCAUGGGCAUCUACCUGCCCUUCGGCAUUGCCCUGUUCCACGCGUCUAACAGUCGAUUCCUGCACGUCGCGCAGGCGCAGAGGAAGUAUGCCGAGCAAGGCGGGAAGGCAUUGGAAGCCCGGGCCGGCUCCAAGAGACCAGGCGGGCUGCUUGACCGAUUCAAACGCCUGGACUACUCGGCCAAGAUACUCGCCAUUGUCAUCUUCGGGAUGUUUCUGCAGCUCAUGCUCACGGUCUUCAUGUACAUCAUGUCUCGCAAGUGGCACAGCUCGUGGGGCAUCCCGGGAACAGAGGUGACGGGCACGGAGAUGGAGCAGAAGAUGCAGAUGGGCCGUGGAUGGGAGUGGUGGCCGUCGGUGUUCUGGCAGUUCUUUUGGGCGUGGAUCGUCGCGCCGGUGGUUUUGUGGAAGUCGAGAGGCAUUCACGACACCCAGGGCUGGCGAGUACAGACGAUUGGCUGCGCCGUGUCCAAUCUCCACGCGGCGCCCAUGUGGCUGAUUGCUCUCUACGUCCCUGGCAUGGAUCCCGUUAACAGAUACUUUAUUCCUCCUCAAUGGAUUGCCGUCUCGAUCAUGUUGACAGAAGGCUUCACCGUAUUCCUUCCCUGCUGGGAGGUGAUGCGGCACCAGACACUUCGCCAGGAGACGCUCGACUCGAUCGCACAAUGGGAGUCCAAGAACAGGCUGUCCCAAAGGGCGGAAAGCAAGUCCGUCCACACCGCGUCGUCCACACGCGUCGAGUCCAUCAUGUCCGGCUGGAAGUCGACCAACGGCUCCGUCAAGACGACCAAAUCCGACGAGUCGAUCCUCACCAUGAGCGCCCUCGAGCACGUCCUAGAGCGCAACCCCGCGCCGCUGCAACAAUUCUCGGCAUUGCGCGACUUCUCCGGCGAAAACAUUGCCUUCCUGACAAGCGUCGCAGAAUGGAAGAACUCGCUGCCGCCUACGGUGCGUGGCGGCGCUUCGACAGACCCAAACACGAGGGAACUGGUGCGCGAGCGGUUCAACCGGGCCCUGCGGAUAUACGCUGGCUUCAUCAGCACACGAGACGCCGAGUUCCCCAUCAACAUUUCCUCACAGGACCUGAAGAAGCUGGAGGCCAUCUUCGAGGCGUCGGCUCGCAAGCUCCUGGGCGAGAAGCGCGACGUCGACCCGGCCACGCCGUUCGACUUCCCGUCCCUGCCCGUCGAGCGGUCCAUGUCCACGGCGUCGUCUGCCGCGACGGAAAAGACGACCGCGGAGCUGAUCGCGCCUGCACCCACAUCAAGUGCGGCAGACCGAGUUCAGUACUGGGGCGAGGUCCCGGACGAGUUCGACGAGACGGUGUUUGACGAUGCGGAGAAGAGCAUCAAGUACCUCGUCCUGACCAACACUUGGCCCAAAUUUGUGCGCACCCGACGGUCGUCUAUGGACACGAUCGAUCCCGAGUCGCAUAAUGAGGUACUUCAAAUGGUUAAAGAAAAGCAAAGGAAAUGACGGGAGGCUGGUUGGGUUUGUGGAUACGUCGAGUCCAGGCCGGGCAUCUUUCUUCUGCUCGUCCACAAUGAGCGUUUUAUACACCAUUGGUUAGUCCUGGUAAUCCAUAUAAUUAAUACACUACGAAAGAAAAGUACAGCCAUGAUUGGUGCUCCCACAAG